Molecule: messenger RNA, 1098 nt
Organism: Macrosiphum euphorbiae (potato aphid)
Lineage: Eukaryota; Metazoa; Arthropoda; Insecta; Hemiptera; Aphididae
Source: the annotation of a GenBank genome assembly
AUGAAAAGAAUUGAAGAAGGACAAUUUCAAGUCACAUUUUUAACACUUCGGCAAUAUCCUGAAGAAUUUUUUAAGUACUUUCGUAUGUCAAUAACGUCAUUUGAUACACUAAUUUUGCUGGUUGGAAAAUAUAUACAAAAACAGAAUACAAAUAUGCGUAUUUCUAUAACUCCUGAAGAAAGGUUAACGGUGACGAUAAGAUACCUAGCUACUGGAACUAAUUUUACCGCGCUACAUUUUGAAUUCUUGAUGGGUGUGUCAACAAUUUCCAGAAUAGUUUUGGAAACGUGUGAUGUUAUUUGGCAAAUAUUGCAACCCAUUGAAAUGGCAGCACCUACUACUCAAGAUUGGCUAGAAAUAUCAAAUGGAUAUUUUAAAACAUCACAAUUUCCUAAUUGCGUUGGAGCUGUUGAUGGCAAACACAUAAGGGUGGAAUGUCCAAAAAAUAGUGGGACACUAUAUUAUAACUAUAAACAAUAUUAUUCACUUAUUCUUAUGGCAGUCUGUGAUUCAAACUAUUGUUUCCGAAUAAUAGAUGUUGGUUCUUAUGGAAAAGAAAGCGACUGCAACAUUUUUAAAAUAUCGUCUUUCGGGAAAAAACUGUAUUCAAACCAAAUUAAUUUUCCUCCAGAUAACAAUUUACCAGGUGAUGAUUUCGGUGAACCUCAACCAUUUGUAAUUGUGGGUGAUGAAGCUUUCGCCCUAAAUAACAAUUUGUUAAGACCGUUUCCUGGUAGGUCAUUAAAUGACCAAAGAAGGAUAUUCAACUACCGGCUAUCAAGGGCCCGACAAACAAUAGAAUGUUCCUUUGGCAUUUUAUCUCAAAAAUGGAGAGUUUUCCAAACUAGCAUUUUAGUUGAUCCUGAUAUGGCUACUACUAUCACAAAAGCAUGUUGUGUCUUACAUAAUUUUAUUAGACGUCGGGACGGAUAUAACAUCGAACACACUCUCAGUUGUCCUUUAGAGUGUAUAACUGAAAGAAGAGGAGUGGGAAAUUCUUCAACUAGUGCCAAAGAUGUGAGGGAGUACUUUGUUAAAUAUGUUAAUGAUCCUAGUCACGCGUUAAGCUGGCAGAAUAAAGUAAUUAGAAAAUCUUAG